GAUAUUUCUAUAUCUUGAUUUAGAAAGCAUUCUAAACUUAUCUUGAUACAAUUUUAUCUUAUUUAUUUAAACAAGACGAUAACUUAAAUAUUAUUUAUUGAACCUAUUUAUGCCUUUUUUAGCAUCUUUAAUAUGUGUAAUGUAAGCGCCAGUCUUAAUUGUGUAAGUAUCACUAAGCCUUCAAAUAUUCACUCGUAAAUCACCCAAAGGAAAAUCAAGAUCUAACUUCUAUCACAAGUUCAUCUAGUUGCCUUUUUGUAUUUUGUAUUUUUUUUUUGGUUAUUCUGGAAAUUGAAAUAAUGGACCUGUGGCACCUGUCUGGUUAUGAGGCCAGAAACUGUUGUCAAGAGCUUGUCAAUAUCUUGAUUUCAAAGUAUUUCUGUUUUAGAAAAUAACAAGGGAUACAUUUUUAUUGAUUCCAAAAGGUUAUUUUUCAUUAUCAAAAAAAGAAAAUAAAUUUUCUUCUCUAACCAAAAAAAAAAAAAAAAAGAAAAUAUUUUUUUUCAUACGCAUGAGAUUAUUCAGAACAGGCAUUGAAUCAGUAGGAUGAUACGAAAAAAAUGCUUGCCAUUGUUAUUGUUUCUAGAAAGUUUUUGAUGUCUGGUUGACAAUUAUAAACAUUCAUUUAUUAAUUCAAUAAACGAAAUAAUUUUAAUUUUUUCUUUGCUCUCAAUUAAAAUUAAUUAGAGCAUACUACUAAUUGCUGAGUUCUUAGUGAUUCAAGAGAAAUAUGAUACACUCCUUGUGUCUUGUUUUUCACAUCCUUAACUUUUAUCUCAGGAAUCAUUCAUGAAACUACCAAAUUGUAAAUGGUUUUCUAACAUUACGUGAAGUCAUAUUUGAGGUAAUGUGGGAAUGAGAUUGCACUUUAUAAUGCCAACUGGGACUAUUGAGUGUUUUUGGACUGGAAAGUCUCUAGAAGAGAUUUAUACAAUAUUGAUAUGUGUAAUAAAUAUACAAACAUUUUGUAUUUUGACUUUCCCUUUCGUGAGAUGGUUUAAUCCUCUCCAUAGCAUAGAAAGGCCAUACCCCUUAAUUAAUAGGAAGCUGACUUUAGACCUUUAAUUUGACUUUAUAAUAUAAUAUAUUUAUCUUGUAUGUAUAGCAAUGGAAGUCUCUGCCCGCAUCCUUCUCUUCUCUAUUAGUUUAGUCCCUAGUGGCUUUUAUUGACCAUGACAAUGUUGCCAUUUCGAGUCCACCCCUUGGAGUAAUUCAUAUUACGUUGUUAGAAUGGUUAAAAUAUAUAUAUAUAUCAUUGAGGGGGCAGUCCAAUUGAAUCUAGCUAGGAGGUGUAUCCCUUUUGAAUCUCUCUUAGUAGUCUGGUCAUUUGAGAUUUAUUAGUUCUAUUUAGCAUGUAAUUAUCACUAUAAGGUAGCAGGAACUUUUUUUCUUUUUUUAUUUGUGUUAAAAGCCUUGUAAGAACAUUAUUGGUACUCGAGUAUGUUAAAAGCCUAAUAUGAAUAUAUUAUUGAUUUUAGAAUCCUUUGUCCUUUUUAUACUUUUAAAUGUAAUAUUCAUUUACAAAAAUAAAAAAAGAGUCAAAAGUGACUUUUUACCGUAAUCCAAGCAAUUUAACCCAAUCAAACAACAUAAAAUUAUUCUUGUUUCAAAUGAUUUUAGUGUAGGCAAAGGUUUUCAUAUUUGGAUAAUGUUUUUAGAUGUAAUUUUUUAUUAAUUAAUACGAGAUUAUAGCUUGGAAUUUGCUUUUGACAGUGAAUAUGAUUAUUAUGAAUCACAAGACGAAAUUAAAGGUAAGCGUGUGUGUAUAUAUAUAGAGCUCUUGUUAUAGGGAUAUUGGAUGACGCACGCCCUGCAGGAUCACGCAGUCAGAUUGAUUGUUUUUAAGUCUUGGUGAUAUGUAUGUAUAUCAAUGAUGUGAAUGCGUUGUAGUUGUCAGGCGAGGCGGUGAUACCUUGGCGGUGCGUUGUCACGACGGCGACCUGACGGAGACAAAAGUACGUGUAAUUUCAUCGCUAUAGACCUGGUCACAGAUUCUAUUGGAUUCCGUGAUUUACCUCUAUUACAAAAAUCUUGAGACUGAACUGUAGGAGGCUCUUAAGGUGAGAGAUUUCACCUUUUGAUCCCAACAAAAAAAAAUCAACUCUAGGUCAUUUUAUUUAAUUAGGAUCCUUCACAGUCAAUUAAUUAAUCUCCUAGACAACAAUAAUAUAUUAUUUUUUUUUUAUUUUCAUCUUAUUUUUUAUAAGAUUUAUAUAUUUAAUAUCUAAAGUAAAUAUGUUGUUUAGUCGUCUUAUACUUCUUUUACUAACUAUCAAUUCCUUUUCGUUAAUUCUUCUCAUAAGGGAUUUGUUAUUUCCUUAUUUAAUAAAGCCAUUUUAAUUAUGUAUCCUGCAUAAUAUUUUUAAUAGAAAUCAUUCCAAUAACUUUACUAUCAUGUAAUUUUUUUAAUUUAGCUACAAUAUAAAAUUUAUAUAAAGUAAUUUAACUUAUUAAUGAUUAUAUGGAGAACAGAAAUAUAUAUUCAAUAUUAAAAAAGUCAAUAUAAAGUCAGAACAAUGAUAUUUUUAUGUAAGAAUUUUACAAAAAUACCUUCUUCUGAGAAGAUUCUGGUGGAAGUUAAAAGUACAUGUAUUAACUAAUUAAAAAAACAAAAAAAAAUCAUUCAUUUUUCUUAAUUUUUUUAUGGCUGACAUACAUUUUCCGAAUGAUUGAUGUUUUCUCUAACCUCUAGAAGCUAAGACCAAAAGAAGGGAGAAAGGAAGAAAAGGCCGUGUUUUGCCCAAAUAGGAAAAAAUCCCAAAAGAAGUAAAUACCUGAGGCCACUAUUUAUAACAGCCGCGAGACACCCACAGUCUCUGUCCCUGCAAUUUGUACUUAGCCUUCCGAAAAAGGCAGCCAUGAUCAUCAUCUUCCCUUCCCCCGCGGCCACCGACCUUCUAAUUUCCAUCUAUUAUUAACAGUAGAUAGAGAGAGAGAGAGAGAGAGAGAGAGAGAUGAGGGGAAGAUCUUCACGGCAAGCUGGAAGCGUCAACGGCGGAAUGGAUCAUCAGAUUGCCAAAAUUGAAAAGCUCAAGGAUGAACAGCCCCAUCUCUCCGGCGCCUACAUCCGCAGCCUCGUCAAGCAGCUAACCUCUUCCAGAACCACCAAGGACCCCGCUAGCCCCGGCCGCGACGGCGACUCCUCAUUCCCUUCCGCUGAGGCGCAGCCAUCGCCGCCGCCGCCCCAACCGCACAAGAAGCAAGUUCGUCGGAGGCUUCACACCACCCGGCCUUACCAGGAAAGGCUCCUGAACAUGGCCGAGGCCAGGCGGGAGAUCGUCACAGCUCUCAAGUUCCAUAGAGCGGCAAUGAAACAAGCUAACCAACAACAGCAGCAGCCGCCGCCGCCGCCGCCGUCACAAGCGCCGCCACCCCCAUCGGCAGUACAACAAGGAAAAUUAAACUACUUAGAAAACUUCCCCUACUCAACCGCUCCAUGUUGCUCUCCCCAAAAUCCUUACUCCUGGCCGGCGGCCGUUCCUCAGAUUCCUCCUCCGGCAAUCGCCGAUAACCUCAAUAACCUGCCACUUCCGGACCAAACCCUGGGCCUGAACCUCAAUUUCCACGACUUCAACAACCUGGAAACCAGUACUCUUUACCUUAACAGUAACAACCCGUUAAUCUACUCACCCUCCUUGUCCCCAUCACCGUCAUCGUCAUCGGCGGCUGCGGCGGCGUCUCUUACCGUCGACGAUGUUGCAGAGCCCAGAGGCGUAGGUUUGCACGCUGCAAUGGACGACGAGGAGAUGGCGGAGAUCAGGUCGAUCGGAGAAAAGCAUCAGAUGGAGUGGAACGACACCAUGAAUUUGGUGACGUCGGCGUGGUGGUUCAAGUUCUUGAAGAAUUCGGAAAUUGGGGAGGAGCAGAAAGAGAAAGGUGAAGAUCAAGAACAAGAAACAGAAACGGACGGGUAUCGGCCGUUUGAGGAAGCGGUGGAAUUUCCGGCGUGGAUGAAUAUUGUAAACGACGACGGCUACUGCUUGCACCAGCGUUAUUCCAAUGAUCACUGCUUGGAUGACGACUUGCAAGAUCCUGCUUUGCCAUGUGUCGAUAUCGGAGAGAUUGAAGGGAUGGACGCAGAAUGGUUAGCCUGAGAGUGAUUUUUAUUUUAUUUCUUUUGAAAUUGUAAUCCAAUAUUUGGCCAUGUUUUACAAUUUCCUUUGCUAGCUAGCUAGUUAGUUAGUUUCUGUAAUAAUAAAGGCAGGCUUGGCUUGCAAAGAAGAGAAAAUUGGCAAGCCACGGGAGAAAAAUAAUUUGAGAAACACUAUAUAUAUCAAAUUUGGGUUUUGC
Molecule: messenger RNA, 4290 nt
Organism: Diospyros lotus (date-plum)
Lineage: Eukaryota; Viridiplantae; Streptophyta; Magnoliopsida; Ericales; Ebenaceae
Exons: 2
Coding region: 2955-4094 (379 amino acids)
Source: RefSeq, a predicted model, not a curated record